Molecule: messenger RNA, 633 nt
Organism: Colletotrichum orchidophilum
Lineage: Eukaryota; Fungi; Ascomycota; Sordariomycetes; Glomerellales; Glomerellaceae
Exons: 1
Coding region: 1-633 (210 amino acids)
Source: RefSeq, a predicted model, not a curated record
AUGAUGGCCCAUCAAGAAGACAACAUGCCCCCACAACAUGGCUUCCAGAACGCCACGCCGAAACAUCAUUCCGUUGACAACUACUCGGAAGAUCGCAGUCCGCAAUACAAGGUCUCCAACGAGCCUGCCUCCUCCAUCGCUGACCGUCGGGUCGCCCUCAAUGUUUCACGCUCCGACCAAACAUACACGUCGGAUGUUGACGAUGACGACGGCUUUGACAUGAUCUCUUACGGCGAGGUCACUGCCUCAAGGACUUCCUCGGAGACAACAGGCUCUGACGACACUGUCGUCAAUUCGCUCGCUAUUGUGGCAAUGGCUGCAACUCCGGUUGUCCCUGGGUCUGCUCUGACCAAGGACAAUAUGAACCUCCUCGAUACGCAGUUGCCCCUUGGUAACGUGAGCACAUAUCAGUGGAUCUGGGGCCAGUCAUGCCCUGGUGGCUUCGAUAUCAAGGACAACUCGUCCAAAGACAGCAUGAAGGUCCACAUCUCGCACUCGCGUGUUAGCAGGGCUACGGACGCACUCGAGAACGAGUACGGCAUGGCCAACCACCCUUCCGAAGCUUUCAUCGCUUGCGCCGGCGACUGGGCCGACGUUGCAGCCCGUCCCGCUGCACCCCAUCUAGAUCUCUAG